AUGAUCAAUUAUCGCUAUUUUGUUUCCUUUGUCUUUCUAGUAUUACUCGGUGGUGUGCUUUUCAGCUUUUCGAUCGCGAACCUUUCAAAAUUUCCAUCACCAGUUAAUGCUACUUUAACAAAUUUUCCAACAUGGCAUCCUGAAAUUCAAAACUUUAAUCUACAAAUAUGGUAUUCAAUAAUCGUCUUCACAUCUUUCUUACAAAUAGUUCCCGGAAUACUUAUGCUAAUAUGGACUUUAAAAUAUGAGACACUUAACGUCUUCAUAUUUAAUAACGAAAAAACUCCAACAACUACUUUUAAUAAAUUGCUCGCUGGUUAUAGCAUCAUGACUGGUAUAAUUGCAGUCACCUUGAUCAUAUUUGAUCUUGGAAAACUCUUUGCAUCGCUUGCCAUAAUGCAUAAUUAUUUUGAAGUUAUUAUUAUGAUACUUUUACAUCAAGGUGGAAAUCUUGCUACAAAUAAUAAUAUUCUUCAGUAUAGUAUCAUUUACAUAUUAAUAGUCGCUGUUGCAACUAUAUUGCUUCAGUGGCCGUAUGACGCUUUUUUCUUUAAAGCUCAAGGUUAA
Cetraspora pellucida is the source of this 567-nucleotide messenger RNA. Lineage: Eukaryota; Fungi; Glomeromycota; Glomeromycetes; Diversisporales; Gigasporaceae. The record is from the annotation of a GenBank genome assembly.